Messenger RNA from Fusarium coffeatum, 2313 nucleotides. RefSeq lists its product as uncharacterized. The coding region runs from base 1 to 2313 and encodes 770 amino acids. The transcript is spliced from 3 exons. The record is from RefSeq and is a predicted model, not a curated record. Lineage: Eukaryota; Fungi; Ascomycota; Sordariomycetes; Hypocreales; Nectriaceae.
AUGAACAAACCCAUCGCAAAGCUCAUGCUAGUCAUGAAAGGGCUGCUCAAGACUGUAUGGGGCUUCCCUGCAGCAGCGUAUCGCCGCAUUGUCAAUAGAUGUUCAACGCUCCUACGCGCCAUCGGUCUCGGUAUCGCAACAAUCACGAAAGGUCCUGAGAAGCCCAAAAGGCUCUUGACCAUGUCCAGAAAGGUUGCACUCGCGCGAUGCGGAGCACACAUACUUCCGUCUUGUGUGUCUCUGAUUCUCAUCACCAUCAAUCUGUUAAGCUACUUUAUCGGUGCUGAGCUACAAGCUUUCCAGAAUGGCGACAGCAUCAAACUUGGUAUACUUCAGAUCUGCGCAAAAGCACAAGAGCUACUCGUUGUGGCAAGUCUCUCAACUGUGAUAUUUCAUGUUUUGAGAUCAGAGCUUGUUUUCGGCCCGGGUUUACCGCUUGGUUUGCUGGGAGCAGGGUUCAAUUUCUUUUGGUCUCAAGAGUUCUGGGGAUCUACCAGAUACAAAGAAGCCCUGCUCCGAAAGGCUAGCAUCUUUGGGCUCUUUAUCAUCUCAGGUCUUUUGGCUGUCCUUGCUGGUCCGACAACUGCUGUGUUGAUGAUUCCUCGAGAAACAGAAUGGAAAGCUGGAGGGGCUAACUUCUACCUGAAUGGAACGAAGGAAGAGAUGUGGCCGAACUUUCUCGACGUACCGACUGUGAACUGUAGCGGGGACACCUGGCUCAAUAACUCUCGGUGCCUUGCAAAUGGCUACCAAUCAAUCCAUGAUACAUUUACCAACAGAAGAGGGAGCAGCCAGGAGGGACGGAUAGCCUUGCAAAUUUCUGAUGGCGAUCUUUACAAGACUGUUCAUGCUCGAGCUCGAGAGUCAACGACCUACAUCGUCGAAACUUGGGCGUGUACAGCUCAUGUCCCCACCGCCAUACUGCAUGCGGCUUCCGUAAGUCUGUGGGUGGCAGCACUUAACUACCUGGUAUCUAUCGCCAACCCAAUCAUGCACCCGAAUCCCAAGCUUCUUCGCUACGCUUCGAGCCGCACGGCUAGCGUCAAGACUGAGCUUCCUGCGGCAAGAGUAUUCUGCACUGAUGUCGCCGAGACUGUUGAACAGAAUAGCACAUAUAUCCUAGCCAGCUUCCCUAUGCUCACAGAGUAUGGUCUGCAACUGCGGAACAGUACGCCUGGGGGAGAUGUUGUCUGGUUCCAAACAUACGAUGUGACCAAUAUUGUGAUUGGUAUGAUGAACACUCCGGCAUUCACAAGAAUCGUCGUGGAGCCAGUCGAUCUACCACCAGACCUAAAUCAAGCCAGCUCUGUAGGGGUGCUACUCCUCAGCCCCGAAGGUGAAAUUACUGGAAGGUGGAAGUUGCAAGGGUGUUCCAUCGACGGGAGGUGGGUCAAAGGAAAGACAAAAAUCACAGAAGACCCCCUUAGCGUCAAAUAUGACUUCAGCGCUGAUCAACCUCGUUCCACAGUGGACAGUACGGCAGAUGUCGAGGCAUAUGGCUGGGGAGGAUUUACGCCCCCGAAUGAUGGGACAUGGAGACGUAUCAACAUCACUGCUGGUUGGCUGAGUGCCCUGAAUGCUGAAAUACCAGCGAAUGGUCAGAACAAUGGAACCAGACAGCAGAAGACGAUCGCGAGUAUAUUUGAAGCCGUUUCUGAUGGCCCACUAGGUGAUGUCGAUGCGAACAUAAUGCGGGAGCUUGCUUUGGCGGUCACUGUUGCUGACGGUCUUUCGCGAUCAUCAAGCUGGCGCACUACGAACUAUAGUUCCACCUUCGAGCCUCUUGUCUCGACGACAUGGAAUGGGGCAUCUGCAAGAACUCUAGUCCGGAUUGGUGGCCCAAAGAACAAGCCGGACUCAGGAAAUUCGGCCAAGAAUGCCAAGCUCCAUAUGCAGAUGGAACUACACGGUUAUGCCAUGUCCGCCGAGAGCUGGUUCGACUUUUUCUGUAUUGCAGUCCUCUUGACCCAUACUAUCAUCGCGCUCAGCCAUUCGGUAUGGGUGGUAUGGUAUCGAAGAACGAGUGACGCUUGGGAGAACAUCACCGAAGUGUUUACUCUGGGUCUCAACCCAGACCGCCCUGGACAGACUGGUGAACGUGGACUAGAAAAUACUUCGGCGGGUAUCAGAACAUGGGUUCCUACAAGUCAGGUUGGCUGGAUCGAGGCUAUCGAUGGUAAUACAUCAACUUCAACAGCUUCAGAUCGUCCUGAGGAGUUACAGCUAAGAUUUGGUCAAGGUAGACACAUGAAAGGGGACCAAAGAGAUAAUCAGUUCCAGGCCAAGGAGAACACAGACUAUGGCACGAUCUGA